GUUCGUUCGCUUUGUAAAUAUGCUUAAUACUAGGGCUUUGCGCGGAGAUGCAUUUUGGGACUUGUAGUCCUUACUCUUGGUUCUUUGACGGAAGACGGGACGGGAAAACUACUCUUCCCGUGAACCCCCGGGGAUGAUAAGGGAAGGCGGAGGAGAAAAACAGCACACUGGGGCAGGUUGUUGCUAUUGCAAUCUGGAAACAGCCGAAAAGUCUACAACACGUUGCAAAGAGUGUGGAAAGGAGGAAGUGGAGUUGACCUGCCCGUAGCUUUACUGAGGAAGAAGACGGAGUUUUAAUUACUUCGGGGAGGGAAGAGUCCGGAGUCGCGGCUGCUCAAGGGGCAAGGCUCGGCUUCGCUUUUUUACAGAGAGAAAGGAGGUGGGAGGGUGGCGUUUCCCGUUCUCCCUUCGGUGUCAGUCUUGGGGGCGAACGGAACGGGCAUUUUCUGCUACUCUCUUCUGCAGGACUCGGGGAGUUGUCGGACUCGGGGCGUCUUUCCCACGUUGCAUUUCAGCUCUUGCUCCUCGCGCGCCAGGAGAACGCGGCCCAAAGGACUCCGAGAGGCCGAGUGGCCUUCCUCCGCUCCGCGUCCCUCCUGACAAAAGGAGACGGAGGCGGUGUCUGGGAGUGUGGGGGGAGCAGCCGCAGCAGAGCAGCAACGCCGCCCAGUUGAGUUACUUUACUUUAGCGGCAGCAUUAUCGGAGACAGCUCGCAGCUUAAGCAGGCGGGCAAUGAACGGCUUCGGCCCCGAGGAAGUGACCCGCGGCGGGGGAGAAGCCGCCGCCGUCCCUGCCGUUGUAGCUAACGCCACCGCCGCGGUGGAAGUCCUGCCGCCCCCACCGCCCCUUCCGCUGCCGACGGCCGGGCUCGGAGCUACUUCGUCGGCUGCCGCCGCGACAGCUGCGGGCUCGGCCGGUCCCCUUGGGUCUGCCGGACCCGGCGCUGGGCAGUUAUGCUGCUUGCGGGAGGAAGGCGAAAGGUGUAGCCGAGCUGCGGGCAACGCUAGCUUCAGCAAGCGGAUCCAGAAGAGCAUCUCGCAGAAGAAGGUGAAGAUCGAGCUGGACAAGAGUGCAAGGCAUCUUUAUAUUUGUGAUUUCCACAAAAACUUAAUUCAGAGUGUCAGAAACAGAAGAAAGAGAAAAGGCAGUGAUGAUGAUGGUGAUUCACCAGUACAAGACAUCGACACGCCAGAGGUUGAUCUCUUUCAGCUGCAGGUAAACACGCUAAGAAGAUACAAAAGGCACUUCAAAUUACAGACCAGACCAGGACUUAAUAAAGCACAACUUGUUGAAAUAAUUGGAUGUCAUUUUCGGACUAUUCCAGUGAAUGAAAAGGAUACCUUAACCUAUUUCAUCUAUUCAGUGAAGAAUGACAAGAACAAAUCUGAUCUAAAAAUGGAUAGCAGUGUUCACUAAAUAAGCAAACUUAAGACUCACAGACCUAAAGACUGUUUUGAAUGUGCUGAGCUUUCUUUGUAUUAGUAUUCAGAGAAUCCUGAUGUUAUUUUUCUUGGGGAAAAUACUGCUCUCAUAAAUUAGGUUUCCAUGAUAAAGUAUUUUAAAUAAAUACUGUUGAUGUUUCUGUGCCUAUAUCUGAAUAAUACCUGAUAUGCGUGUAAGCUUUAAUGUUAAAGCUCCCUUUCAUUUAUUGGAAUCAGCAGAAUUAUUAUGUCCAAAGAAUAUUUUAAGGCUUAUACUUCCUCAGGUAUAUAUAUAUAUUUUAUCCUUAAUACCUUCCUAAGCAACAUUUAAAUAUCACGUAAGGCCAUAGUUAAGAGUACUUUUCCAUUCUAGAGAUUUGUCUCCCAACUAAGUUAAUGCCUGUUUGUGUAAAAAGCUGGGAAACUCUGGUUUGCAAACAGUGUUUUAUGCUAAGUAAUUUUGUAUGAUGUCUGAAUUCAUUGAUCGUUGCAUCUGCAAUGCAGCUGCAGAGGAUUAUCACUUUGGAAAGGGAGAACUUAGAACUGAAAUAAUAGAACCACAUGCUUUUGUUACCCAAGAUACACUUCACCCAUUUGAAUGUAGCUCAUGCUUUUUAAAUGCAUACAGAUUUUAUAAGGAAGGAGGCUGAGCAAGAAUAAGUGCAUUUAGCUAUAACGUUCCUUGGUGGCUUUGUGUGAUUUUGAAUAUUUAAUCUCAGAGUGAGUGUCCUCAAAUGCUCUCCCUUGCACACAUUUGUCCUUUAUCUAUGGUGUAUGAUAAAAAUAAUGAUAAAAACAGUGCUUGUGUUUUCCUCUCAAAUUUCUCUCAUUGUGUGUAAAGUCUGUAUGCAUUUAAAAUUGAUGCAGGCUUGUUUGGAAAAUCCAGACAUGUUUUGCUUUCUAAGCCAUGACUAACCUAAAUCAUGAUUUAGUAUGACAUCUGAGUUGAGCCUUAAUGUUCACUUGUGAGCAUCAACUACUUCAAAAGGAACCAAUAUUCUUUAUUUUAUGUAGGCUGAUAAUUAGGAUAUGUAGCUCUUUGGAUAGGAAGCAAAAAGGCAUUUUUGAGAGGUGUGGACAUGCAUUCUGAAUCUCUGAGCACUUCUUAAAGAUGCUGCAUUUUUUUCCCCCCUGGGCUUGCCCAGUAUCUGCAAAGACUCAGAAAAAUACAUGUUUAACUAAGGAAGCACUGGCAUGGAUGUGCUUGGAACCUUAUCUCAAACACAUAUUUUCCUGAAAUCAUGUGGCUACUAUGCAGCUUUUAGGAGGUACCAAGAGGUAUAGUAUGUACAAUCAUGCCAGCACCUUUUCUUCUUUCCACAUAAAGUGCUAUCUCUACUUAUUUAUUACACUAGAGUCUAAAAUUAAUGUCAAACUAUUUGUUUUUGUGGUCUCCCAUUUUUUCAGAAACUCUCAUUGUACUGGGAAUGUCUUGAAUUGCUGUCCUAUCUGCUGCAUUUUGCAUAAUUGAUUUAUUUUCUUCAGUAGCAGACACACAAUAGUUCCAGCUGCCUUAGGUGAGCUGGAGUAUGAAAAGUAGCUAUUUGCAGUUUAUACAAUCACAAAUAGGUGCUAGCAGCAGCAGUUUGCCAGUUGAUUGUUACAUUGCUGAAUAUUGCAAGGCAAUAUAUUCCAGGAGUAUUCAUCAGAGCUGUGACAAGAUUUGUGUUUUGCAAGUUAAUUGCAGGGGUUUUUUUGUUUUUGUUUUAAUUUCAUGGAUUUGUAAGGCCACCCAACUCACACAUUGUGACUCUGGGCCACAAACAAAAGUAAACAAUAACAAAAUACAACAUUAAAAAAGAACAACCCAGUAUAUAAAAUAUAAAUGUUAAAUGGUGAACAAACAGAAUCAUUAAGCAGCCAAAAGGAAACUCCACUUGACCCAAAUGCUUGUGAAAGGAGUCAGGGCAUAGCAAAGAUGUAGUUUGAUGGACCAUGAUCAGAUGUGAAAAAUAUUUUGUUCACCCAGUGGUACCCUACCAGAUCUUCCUGCUACGUUUAAACCUCUAUUCCUCACAACCCCAUGUACCUCACUGCACAUUGUCUCCCAGUCUUGAGUUUCCUUCAAGUAUAGCUUUUCUGAUGUACAUAAUAAGACAUAGUGGGGAGUGCUGAGUAAUUAUGUUGGUAUCAUUAGAAUAUCAACAGUUUGACAAGUUGACAUUAAUAUGGGAAGUGUAGUGUUAAGAAUUUAUAUUUGAGUGGGCCACACAGUCCUAUUCAUUUAUAUGUCCCUAUGUUCAGUACAGCUUGUUCCCAGUUCACCACAUUUUUAGGCUGAAAUUCAAUAAUUACAAUUCUGAUUUCUUUCCACUAAUUCAAAGGACCCAUUUUUGGUGUUAAAAUUGAUACUGACAUUUUUACAGGAUUCUCUAAAUGUAUUUUCUUAGGAGCAAACCCCUUUGAAACAAAUGGUAUGUAGGCUAAAACAUUGGAUUAUACAAACCUUGAGUAAUUUGAUUUUGUUUCAUUAUUGCAUUAGAGCUUUGGGAACUUAUGAUGGGCUCCCUUCAUUUCUUCAACAGUAAUGUGAGAAUAGGCUGAAGAGUUUACUCAGUGUUCUUCAUAGUCAAGUUGAAACUUGAACCUGAAUCUUGCUCCUGGUUCCAGUAUUAUAACUACUACAUUUUAUUAAAUCACUUAUUUGGCUACAGCAUAAUCUCUAUACGUGAAGUUAUUCUGCAGUAUUUGCUAUUUGGUAUCAUCUGCCUUAGUAUAAGUGGGAUAUGUGAAAGGUACACAGACUGUCACAGGAAGCUUUAUGCUUGCUCUUAGAAUGAUUCUAGACAAUCUAGAAUGAUUCUAGACAAUACAGUAAAAAUCAAUACCUAAUUAUCAGGACAAAGCAGGUUUUAUUUACAUUUAUGUUUAAAAAGCAAUGAAAGACACCUUUAAUCUGGCACCAUCUAAAUAAUUAGGGGCUACAACUGUGGGUUUGGUUUUUGAAAUUCCUGGCUUGAUCAUAUUUGGGGGAGUCCCGGCAACGUAAAGCUAAUUUUGUCAGUAGGUUCUACUGAACCCAGUGGGGCUUAAUUUUGCAUAAGCAUGCAUAGAAUUGCCCCAAUAGUUUUUUAACAGGACAGCUGCCUAUAGUAGCCUUCCUACUCCAUGCUAAAAAGCUAAGCAGACUACUUGCAUGUUAUAUUACUACUUGACCUAAAAAACAUUCAAUAAAAACCAUUUAGCAGCUAAACAGUGAUGCAGUGAACAAAAGCUGCUUUUCAUGAAUGUCUUCAACUAUCACACUACUGUAGAAUUUGUUGUAGAUUAGCAAUCUCAAGGAAGAUUUUCUUGAUGGCAAUUUUUGAAAUCCUGUUCAACAGAGAAAUAGUCUGAAAGAGCAACAGGGAUCUGUGAUAUUCCAUGUGGGCAAGGGCAUUCCAAAGAUAAACUGAAGCAAUGUCAUUGCAGCCUUUCUUCAGAUCUUUUGUACAUACAGAAGUGAAGUGGGCCACACAUGCACCCCAAUGUUUUCUCCUGCUUUCAAUUUCAUGAAUGUUCAUUAGACCUAUGGUAGAUGUAACAUUUCAGAUGAUUUCAGACUGAUGGACUAGUGCCCAAACCUAGUCUAUCAGUGCUAGAACUAAUUCGUUUUGUAAAUAUAAAUGCUAUUUUGAAAAAGGACUAUAUAGAGCUUUUAAAAAAUACUUAAAGCAUUUUGGUUUUCUCACCAAGCUAUUUUUCUCCAAACUAAACAUACUAAUUCAAUUGUUCAUAUGAAGAAAUUUAAGUUUUUGUGUUCCUCAAACCAUGAUGGGUACUAAUAUGAAUGAUCAGCUGGAUGGUCACCAAUGUUGCAGUUCUGCCUUAGAUACAAGAUCUGAGUAUGAAUCUAUAGUAUGUAUGUCUACUCAGAAGUAAGUCCUACUGAAUUCCACAGAGCCCUACUUAAGAGAAGAUGUACAGAACUGCAAUCUAAAAAGUAAUCGAAUGUAUUGGAUUGUUACAAUAUUCAAUAUAUGCAAUAAUUUGACUACUGCUGAGAUUUUCAUUAGUUUCUAUUACAAUUAUAAUAACAUAGCGAAUAGAUGAAGUAAGGCAGAUCUUGAUCUUCUUACCUUCCCACUUCUUCCUAAAUUAAAACAGACCAGCAUCAGCAUUUCAAUUAACU
Python bivittatus (Burmese python) is the source of this 5533-nucleotide messenger RNA. It is a transcript of the gene SAP30, whose product is annotated as Sin3A associated protein 30. Gene Ontology annotation, molecular function: protein binding; transcription coregulator activity. The record is from RefSeq and is a predicted model, not a curated record. Lineage: Eukaryota; Metazoa; Chordata; Lepidosauria; Squamata; Pythonidae. Gene Ontology annotation, biological process: regulation of DNA-templated transcription. Gene Ontology annotation, cellular component: histone deacetylase complex.